CCCCACCCCAAGCCGCCCACCAGCCCCCUUCCCUCCGGGCCGGAGCCUGAGCCGAAUACGGCCGGCUGUGCCGAGCCGAGCCGAGCCGCCGGCGCCGCCGGGAAGAUGGCCGUGGCGCUGCGGUACUUGUGGCCUCUCCUCCUGUGCAGCCCCUGCCUGCUCAUCCAGAUCCCCGAGGAAUAUGAAGGAUACCAUGUGAUGGAGCCACCUGUCAUCACGGAUCAGUCUCCACGGCGCCUGGUUGUCUUCCCCACAGAUGACAUAAGCCUCAAGUGUGAGGCCACCGGCAAACCCGAAGUGCAGUUCCGCUGGACUCGAGAUGGUGUCCACUUCAAACCCAAGGAGGAGCUGGGUGUGACCGUGCACCAGGCGCCCCGCUCCGGCUCCUUCACCAUCACCGGCAACAACAGCAACUUUGCCCAGAGGUUCCAGGGCACCUAUCGCUGCUUUGCCAGCAAUAAGCUGGGCACCGCCAUGUCCCAUGAGAUCCAGCUCAUGGCCGAGGGUGCCCCCAAGUGGCCAAAGGAGACCGUAAAACCUGUCGAGGUAGAGGAAGGGGAGUCAGUGAUUCUGCCUUGCCACCCUCCACCCAGCGCAGAGCCUCUCCGGAUCUACUGGAUGAACAGCAAGAUCUUGCAUAUAAAACAGGACGAGCGGGUGACGAUGGGCCAGAAUGGCAACCUCUACUUUGCCAACGUGCUCACCUCGGACAAUCACUCAGACUACAUCUGCCACGCCCACUUCCCUGGCACCCGGACCAUCAUUCAAAAGGAACCCAUUGACCUCCGGGUCAAGGCCACCAACAGCAUGAUCGACAGGAAGCCACGCCUGCUCUUUCCCACCAAUGCCAGCAGCCACCUGGUGGCCCUGCAGGGGCAGCCGUUGGUCCUGGAGUGCAUCGCUGAGGGCUUCCCCACGCCCACCAUCAAGUGGCUUCGCCCAAGUGGCCACAUGCCAGCCGACCGAGUCACCUACCAGAACCACAACAAGACCCUGCACCUGCUGGAUAUGGGCGAAGAGGACGACGGCGAGUACCGCUGCCUGGCUGAGAACUCACUAGGCAGUGACCGGCACACUUACUACGUCACCGUGGAGGCUGCCCCGUACUGGCUGCACAAGCCCCAGAGCCAUCUGUAUGGGCCAGGGGAAACUGCCCGCCUGGACUGCCAAGUGCAGGGCAGGCCCAAACCAGAAGUCACCUGGAGAAUCAAUGGGAUCCCUGUGGAGGAGCUGGGCAAGGACCAGAAGUACCGGAUCCAGCAUGGAGCCCUGACCCUGAGCAAUGUGCAGCCCAGCGACACGAUGGUCACCCAGUGCGAGGCCCGCAACCGGCAUGGGGUCCUGCUGGCCAAUGCCUACAUCUAUGUUGUCCAGCUACCAGCCAAGAUCCUGACCCCAGACAAUGAGACCUACUUGGCGGUCGAGGGCAGCACUGCCUACCUUCUGUGCAAGGCCUUCGGAGCCCCUGUGCCCGGCGUCCAGUGGCUGGACAAGGAAGGAAAGACCGUGCUGCAGGACGAACGCUUCUUCCCCUACACCAAUGGGACCCUGGGCAUCCGGGACCUCCAGGCCAAUGACACCGGACACUACUACUGCCAGGCUGCUAAUGACCAAAACAACGUAACCAUUGUGGCGAACCUGCAGGUCAAAGAUGCCACUCAGAUCACACAGGGACCCCAGAACGCAAUCGAGAAGAAAGGCUCAAGAGUGACAUUCACGUGCCAGGCCUCCUUCGACCCCUCCUUGCAGCGCAGCAUCACCUGGCGCAGGGAUGGCCGAAACCUCCAGGAGCUUGGGGAUAGUGACAAGUACUUCAUAGAGGACGGGCGCCUGGUCAUUCACAGCUUGGACUACAGUGACCAAGGCAACUACAGCUGUGUGGCCAGCACCAAGCUGGAUGUGGUGGAAAGCAAGGCGGAGCUCCUGGUGGUGGGGAGCCCUGGGCCAGUGCCUCAGUUGGAGCUGUCCGGUCGUCACCUGCUGAAGCAGAGCCAGGUGCACCUGUCUUGGAGUCCCGCUGACGACCACAACUCCCCCAUUGAGAAGUAUGACAUUGAAUUUGAAGACAAGGAGAUGGCACCUGAGAAAUGGUACAGUCUGGGCAAGGUGCCUGGAAACCAGACCUCCACCACCCUCAAGCUCUCACCCUAUGUCCACUACACCUUUAGAGUUACUGCCAUCAACAAAUACGGCCCCGGGGAGCCCAGCCCGGCUUCUGAGACUGUGGUCACACCUGAGGCAGCCCCGGAGAAGAACCCCGUGGACGUGAGGGGGGAAGGCAAUGAGACCAACAACAUGGUCAUCACUUGGAAGCCGCUCAGGUGGAUGGACUGGAAUGCCCCCCAUGUUCAGUAUCGCGUGCAGUGGCGCCCUCAGGGGCUGCGGGGCGCCUGGCAGGAACAGAUCGUGAAUGACCCCUUCCUAGUGGUGUCCAACACGUCCACCUUUGUACCCUAUGAGAUCAAGGUCCAGGCCAUCAACAGCCAGGGCAAAGGCCCCGAGCCCCAGGUCACCAUUGGCUACUCUGGAGAAGACUACCCCCAGGCAAGCCCUCAGCUGGAAGACGUCAAGAUCCUCAACUCGAGCACCGUGCUGGUCAAGUGGUGGCCCUUGGACCCAGCCCAGGUCAAGGGUCACCUCCGCGGAUAUAAUGUGACAUACUGGUGGGAGGGCAGUCAGAGGAAGCACAGCAAGAGGCAUGUCCACAAAGGCCACGUGGUGGUGCCUGCCAACACCACCAGCACCAUCCUGGGAGGCCUGCGGCCCUACAGCUCCUACCAUCUGGAGGUGCAGGCUUUUAAUGGCCGGGGCCUGGGACCCGCCAGCAAGAUGACCUUCAGCACCCCAGAGGGCGUGCCCGGCCACCCUGAGGCAUUGCACCUGGAGUGCCAGUCGAACACCAGUCUGCUGCUGCACUGGCAGCCUCCGCUCAGUCACAAUGGCGUGCUCACUGGCUACGUGCUCUCUUACCACUCACUGGAUGAUGGGGUCAUGGAGCAGUUGUCCUUCAACCUUUCGGACCCUGAGCUGCGGAUGCACAACCUGACCAACCUCAGCCCCCACCUGAGGUACCGCUUCCAGCUUCAGGCCACCACUAAGGAGGGCCCUGGUGAGGCCAUUGUGCAAGAAGGAGGCACGAUGGCCUUAUCUGGGACUCUGGAUUUUGGCAAUAUCUCGGCCAUGGCUGGAGAGAAUUACAGCGUGGUCUCCUGGGUCCCCAAGGAGGGCCAGUGCAACUUUGGGUUCCAGAUCUCGUUCAAAGCCCGGGGAGAAGAGAAGAUGGGUGCUUAUCUACCGCCACAGUACGUCAGCUACAACCAGAGGUCCUACACGCAGUGGGACUUGCAGCCUGAUACCGACUACGACAUCUGUCUACUCAAGAACACGGUGCUCCUACACCAGAUGGCUGUGAAGACGAACGGCACUGGCCGAAUGAGACUCCCUCCUCCUGGCUUUGCCACUGAGGGCUGGUUUAUCGGCUUCAUCAGCGCCAUCAUUCUCUUGCUCCUCAUCUUGCUCAUCCUCUGCUUUAUCAAGCGCAGCAAGGGUGGCAAGUACUCAGUGAAGGAUAAAGAGGACACCCAGGUGGACUCCGAGGCCCGGCCGAUGAAGGACGAGACCUUUGGCGAGUACAGCGACAACGAGGAGAAGGCCUUCGGCAGCAGCCAGCCAUCCCUCAAUGGAGACAUCAAGCCCCUGGGCAGCGACGACAGCCUGGCUGACUAUGGGGGCAGCGUGGACGUCCAGUUCAACGAGGACGGCUCUUUCAUUGGCCAGUACAGCGGCAAGAAGGAGAAGGAGGCGGCAGGAGGCAACGACAGCUCAGGGGCUGCCUCCCCCAUCAACCCUGCAGGGACCCUGGAGUAGUGGGGUCCGGCCAGGCAAGGCAGGCAGGGUGCAGCCCGGGGCUGGGCCGCAGGGGAGUCAGAGGCCAGAACCCCCAUGCCCGAUGCCUGCUCUGGGUCCCUGACCUUGGGACUGAGGCCCCUCCCUGCCUCCACCAGGCCGCGCCCCACCCUCUGGCCCUGGGCCCAUGGGAGGCUUGAGUCGGGAUCAGAGGAGAGAAGCUCACUGCCUAAUCCCCUUCUGACUACCCGGUUCCCAUUUUAUUGCCAAAACCCAGCUGUACCCCUUCUUGGGCACACACUGCUUUGCUCCAGUUCGGGGGCCAGCCAAUCACUCACAUCAGGAGCCUUCAGGUGCUGCCUCACCAGCCUUUGCACAGAGAGGCCGUGGUGGUCGGGAGGGGGUUGAGAGGGGGUGGGGUGGAAGUGGGGACGGCCCCAGAGGGGUCUCUCAGAUGCCGCCUGGCGAGUUCUCCUCAGGACCAGGGGCGGCACCUUCACCCCCAGCUACUCUCCGGCCGGCCUGGCUGGAACUGGGAAUGGAACUCCGUGUCCCCACCAUCUGCUCCCUUUUCUUUGCCAUCUCUGCUCCAACCAGGUUGGGAGCUGGGCAAGCUGGCCACGGGUGCAGAGGAAGCCAUCUGGAGAGCCCAGAGUCCCCACACGCCGGUAGCACCCCUCCUCCCGAUGCCCACCCCACCUUGUGGCUGGCUUUCAGGAGCUCCAUACACACGCUGCCUUCGGUACCCACCAGACAACAUCCAAGUGGCCUCCAUCACUGCCGGGGUGCAGGGUGGGCACACCUCCUCCCCACUGCCCCUGGCCCCGGCCUCUCCCAGCCGCCACCACCACACCCCAGGACUCCUUAGCCCGCCACCCCCAGUCUGAACAGUUUUCUUCCUCGGCCUUCCCCUCUGCCCACCUUGGGAAUGUAAAUACACCGUGACUUUGAAAGUUCCUACCCUUGCCCUUUCCCCAUAUGCCACUAGUGUGUAGGCAGAUGUCUGAGUCUCUAGGUGGUUUCUAGGUUUUAUAGCAAUUAGCUUUGAUGAUCCCAUCCCAGGAAAAAUAAAAACAGACAAAAAAAAAAAAGGAAAAAGGAAAGAUGGGUUCUCUCAGCUCUGCUGUGCUCCUGCCGGCAGCCCCUGUCUCCCUGUCUGCCUUUGCUUGGUCUGUGAAUGAGCCCUCUACAAAAAAACAAAAGUAUAUAUAUAUAUGUACAUAAAUAUCAGAAUUAUAACAGGCAAAUAAAAACCUG
Molecule: messenger RNA, 5103 nt
Organism: Pteropus alecto (black flying fox)
Lineage: Eukaryota; Metazoa; Chordata; Mammalia; Chiroptera; Pteropodidae
Gene: L1CAM
Product: L1 cell adhesion molecule
Exons: 27
Coding region: 106-3867 (1253 amino acids)
Biological process (GO): cell-cell adhesion
Molecular function (GO): protein binding
Source: RefSeq, a predicted model, not a curated record